CUCCCCCGUGCCCCGUGUAAACGCCUUCCUCCGGAUCAUCUGGCUCUCGUUGGGCGACGCGGGGAAAAACGGGCUUCAGGCUCCGCACCCCGUGUUUGUACCCGGUACGGACCCCGGGCUCAUGCGGCUGAUGCACCGCGGGACCGGCAGGGACCGGCCGAGGUGGCUGUGGCGGGGCGGCAGCGCUGCCUGCGCCCAUGUGGCUGUGGCCAUGCGGAGGGGACAGCGAGGGGACAGUGGCCACCCAUCCCUCGGCCGGGCUGGAGCGCGCGCUGCUGCGAUGCUCGCGGUUUGCGAGUCUGUGGGUCGCGGCUGGAUCCGUGUUUGUGCCUGUGUGUCGGAGGGGUUUAAUCCCCUGGACACUCAGAUGUCGCUCUUCAGGCAGUCGCUCUGCCCUUCGGGUGGCUGCUACACGCUUCGUUAAGUGGUUUUUUUUAUAAAAGUGGACAUUGCUGGGGCUUUUUCAGGAACGGCAGCCUGAUUUGCAAUGCAAGCAGUGGCUUGCUGCCUGUGUUCGGCGAGGAUGCUGCCUGUAGAAGUAGCUGGCUCGGUCCGAGCAGGCUUUUGCCUACCUGGCAAGAGCUCCGGAGCUGCAAACUUUUUAAAGAGGGAUAAGGUACUAAAUGAGGGAGCUGAGGCAGCUGAGGCCUCUUGUUUGCUCCCCCAAAUGACCCUAAUGGAGGGAGCCUCAGCGGUGAUCGCAUCCAAACCCACCGGAGAGAUGGGAAAGGUGACCUCCUCGGCAGGGACCCGAAGUCCCCACAAUUGUAAACCAGUAUUGCAGCCAGAUGGAAAACUGCCGUCUUACUGGGGGACAAGUCCACUCGCUUCGGGGUGACACGAGGAAAGGCCCCUCCGUUGGCAGCCCACUGCCGCAGGACCCCGAAGGGGGGUGUUUGGUGGAGAGGGGGGCUGCAGCACGGCUGGUGAUGUCCGAUGCCAGCGGGCUUAAGAGAUUUUGGGGUUUAUUUCUCAAUUCCUGCGGGCUGGCUGGGAGUUGGCGGCUGUUUCUUUGCAUCACGUGGCGGCGGCGGAGGCGGGAGGCUGCGAUGAGAGGCUCCCACUUAUUACUGCCGCGUUAGGGCACCGCAUCCUGCGGAGGAAAUGCCGGGGAGCCAUGUGCUGCGCCUGGCGAUAACGCGCACGGCCGCGCUUGCUCGGAGCGGUGGGAGCAAAAAGAGGCGUCUGAGCUGCCCCCAGCAGCCUCGGCAGGCCAAGGAGCCCGGGCAGAGGGGUGCGGGAGGACUCCCGUGCCCUUCGACAUCUGGAGCGCGGCAGAUAAAGCGGGCUGUGGGCUGCCAGCAGUUACCGGGGAGGUUUCGCUGCACACAGCGUGGCGGCAUGUGCUGCUUUUCAUUUAGUUUUACUUUUCUCCCUCCCAGCCAAACAGCCCCUUCUGGGAAGAACCCCUGCAAAGAAGGGGGAGGGGGAAAAAAUAGUAAAAAAAGAGGAAUAAAUCAGUUGUGUUUAAUCCACCCACUCCACUGCUUUCCCCCGCUGUGGGGUUUUGGUAUCACAAGUGCUGGCCACGCGUUAGUGCUCGCCCAGGCAUCCCCCGGCCCCGAUUCCCAUGCGUCCCUCUCCUCUCUGCAGACCCCAGCCCCGACAGCUCUCCAUGGCUGGGGGAAAAGGAAGAGGGGCAUCGCCGCGCCGGCUGCAAGCGGAUAGUCCCGGAGGGGCAGGGCUGAUGGUGACAGCAAAGGCAGAGCUGUUUGCUUGGGUCUGAAAUGGCGCAGGUGUAGGGAUGGCGCCAGCCGGGGCGAAGCCCCAGUGUAUUUCAUAGAAAGAGGGAGCCCAUUAGUGCCCUCACCCUGAUGAGGUUAAUGAGCUCAACCCCUAUCAGACAUCAGAGAAUCCAUGUGCCUGGCUUUGGCUGCUGCUGUGGGAAGACUUGCUCUGUUCCGCAUUCCUCCAGGGAGGCUGGAAGCCGGAGCUGGCCGCCUGCUUUCCCACCAGAUCGGUGGGAAGGGGUUGGGGUGCUCCCAAGGAGAAAGCUCUCCUUCCUCCCCUGCUGAAGAGGGGUCUCCGCUGCUGCCGCUGCAGGCGAUUGGGAAACGGGGCCAUUGCGUUGGCGCUGCCAGCGUUACCAGGUCCUGCGGUAACGGCAGGGCAGGGCUGGUUGCACAACGUCCCUGACACCGCGGGUUUUAUAGAUCAGUGCCUUUCGGGGAAAGGGGAAAAAGCAGUGGGGAAAUGUCAGAAGUCACAAGAUCCCAGGUUUCUGUCCCAGCUUGUCCAGCCUGAGCAUCAUCAUCAUGUGGAAGGGAUCCCAUGCCUGCAUCUCCUUCCCACACAGCAUCUCCCAGCGAGAUGGAUUGAAACACCACCCUCCCAAGGGAUCCCUCUCAGGCAGUUGGUGGGGGGGGCAGUUGUCAGCUGCAAAGGAAAAUAACCCAGCUUGGGACCCCCAGCCCAGCUGAGCCCCCUCCCGCUUCACAUCCUCCCAAUCGGAGUGUAAGGAAAGCCUGUGGCUUGUUUUGGCAGGACCAUGUGCAGCCAACUUCUCCUCCUGGGCAUGGCCCCCCAAAUGUCUCAGCCAGCACGUGGUGACAGAGGACCCUGCAGCAACAGGCGAGGCCGGGGCUGUGGAAAGCAAGUUUGGGGUUUUGGGGGUUUUCUCCAAUCUUUUUCAAUUUGAGGUGGGCAUUUUCCUUGGGUCAAAGUGAUGGCAAAUUUAGUUGGUACUGGAUGUUGUGGCAAUUACCCCGAGGCUCCUGAGGAUAAAGCUGUGGGAGGUGAUGCGGCUGCCCCACAGCCCCUUUCUUUGGGGAGCUGCUGCUGCGCGUGCGGGUGGGGUGCUGAGCUUCCUUCUGCACCGCAGGGAAGCAUCGACCCUCAAAGAGGCUUUCAGAGGAGUCCAGGGAAGCAGCGUCCUCCCUGGAAAGCGAGAAAUUGUUGAAAUUUGGAGAAGAAACCCAAGCCAAAGGAACAGCAGAGGGACACAGCCGGCUCGGUCAUGCCGGAGCUGCUGUUUUGGGGGAAAUGGCUGGGUUUGAGCUGGGGCUGGGGACAAGCAGGUCUAUGCGGGGCCAUCCCCUGGUCCCCCCGGCUGGGCAUGGGGGGGGCAGAGCCAUGGGGGGGACAGGGGUACCUCUGCUGGCGGCCAGGGGGGCCGGUGGACCUGUGGCCACUGUUCCUGCCUGUGAGUGGCCUGGCAGGGCUCUGCCUGCACGGUGUGGGGAGCUGGCAGCAUGUGGCCUGUGGUUUGCCAGGGCAGGCGGCGUGGCUCUGGGCUGCAGCUGGGCUGCAGAGCACAGCCACCAUGCUCGGGUGCCUUAUCUGCCCUCACAAGUCUCCCCAGUUAUCUGCUCCAUUUCCCCUUCUGCGGACAAGGCUUUUAUCUUAUCUCCGUGCACUCUUCCUCUGUUUCCUUCUUUGCUUUCUGCUUACUCUUGCCACAAAAAGAAAAAAAGCACAGGGGGGUGAAGAACAGACAUGAGAUCCUGCAGCAGUAAGUGCAUCCGUGGGUUUGGGGGAUGCUGGGCCAUGCUUGGGAGAUGCUGGGUGACGUUUGGACAGGCUUGAAGGGUGCUGGGUGGUGUUUGGCAAUGCUUGGGAGAUGCUGGGUUGACGUUUGGCUGUGCUUGGAGGGUGCUGGGAGACAUUCGGCCGUGUUGGGAGGGUGCUGGGUGACAUUUGGCCACGGUGGGAGGGUGCUGGGUGAUGUUUGACCAGGCUGGGAGGAUGUUCAGCUGUGGUCCAGCAAUGCUUAGACAGGUCUUGGGGCUUGCUUGGGUGAUGUACACAAUGCUCAGGUGAUGCUGGGGGAUACUGGGCGAAGGUCUAGUGAUGCUUUUAGGGCUCGGGCAAUGCUCAGGUGUCUCAGUGGGAUGAUCAGGCGAUGCUGGGCAGUACUGGGGGGAUGCUGGGUGAUGCCAGGAGAUACUGGGGGAUGCGGGGGGAUGCCCGGGAAGGCCGGGCGGUGCUGGGCCGGUCUGCCAGCUCCACCUGCUGGCACACACCGCCUGACACUGCAGCACCCGGCCCCGCCGCAAGCCCAGAACCAGAAGAGACCGUAAGGGAGAGGGUCCCCCUCAGCUGCAGCCUGUUGUGUUGGGGGGAAAUUGUCAAAUUAGCUUGAAAGGUGAAACGUGGCCGGGGGGUCCCCGCGGAAUUUGGGACACACUGUUUGCCUCACUGUAGUCUGCGGGCUCCUCACCUGAGCUGACCUGGCUUUGCUCCCCGCUGCCUGCAACAGACGCUCAUUGAGGCUUUGAAACGAAAGCAGCGAGAGCUUUUCAGGCUUUUUCCAAGGAGACGGACAGAGAACACUCCACCGGGAUCCCCCCCCGCCAGCUUCAGGCUGUGCAGGGCUGCCCAGGGAGCGCCUGACCGGAUCCCUGGCUUCCACGCUGAGGAUCAAAUGUUGUUUGUCUGUUGGGGUGGGCUGGGUUUUUUUUGGAUCUCUGCCAGGUGCCGGGAGGAUGGGAGAAGGAAAGCAAGUCCCUGUUGCCCUUGGCAGAGGCUGACUGUCAGAUGAGCAAGGCUUUCCGUGGCUCCCCUCCUCUCCUUUAGCCUUCCAGUGUGAUGCUGAGCAUCACAAAUGGAUAAAGAAAAGCUGCACAUGAAAACCAACGUGUUUUCUCCAGCCAGCGUGUGGGCAAGGUGACGUUUGGGGAGCUCUCGGCAGACCUAGUCACCCCCAUGCCUUUCCACCGUGGGCUGAGUGCUUGCCAUGGGGAAUUGCUUUGCUCAUGAUUUAUUUUCUCUCUUUCCCAUUCAGGAAGGCCAGCUCACUUCUCGUGUCACACGUCCUGGUCAGGACGCCGGCAACAACAUAUAAAUGGCCUCAAAACGGCACUUGGAGGCUCUGGACCCUGUGAUUUUCAACAAGCUACCUCGGCUGGAGGCAGAGCCUGCCACUGGCUUCCCCGCCGGCCUCUGCAAAUCCAGCCCUGUGCCCAACCCUGGCUCCGAAAACCAUUUCAACUACAAGGGCUCCUACUUUGCCUGCCCGCUGCAAAGCCCCGACAGUCCCGAGCAGCCCCUGGCACACUGGAGCCCAGCAGCCGCCUACCUGCACUAUGGCACCGGUGCCGGCAGCCAGCCCCUGCCAGCGGAGGGGCCGCUGGGCAGCUGCCUGCUGUACCGGCCCGAGAGCCUGGGGAGCCGGCUGCAGCCCCCAGGCACCGAGAAGGGCAAGGACAGUCUGAUGCGGGAGCUGCUGAUGGCGAGGGAGAAGUGGAGCAGCCCACCGCCAGCACCCGGACACCCCUUCCCAGUGAAGAAACCGGUGGCGGUGAACAAGGCGGCCCCCCUGGCUGUCCCCAAGCCAGUGUACAGAGCCCCUGUGUGCUUCGUGGACCCCAGGAUGGCUCUGCCGCUGGGACCCCGGGCGGAGAGCCUGCAGCAAAGACCGGGGGAUGCAGACUGGGCUCUGCCCGCUGCCACCCCCACCAGCCACCCUCUCCACCCCGGCGAGCCCCGCAGCGGCACCGGGCUGCACAAGAGGGGUCCCCACUCUGACCCCAGCCUCCCACCGCUGCACCGCAGCCUGGGACUGCCUGCCAAGGAGAAGGUGGGCUCCCCCAUUGCCUUCUCCCCCUACUAUGCCGCCUUUGAGAAAUACAGGGCCCCCCCUGGCACCCCCUUCCUGGAAGCCAGCUGCCCCACUGCCCACAGCCAGAGGAAGGUGCCCGAAGUCCCCAGCCUGAGCCUGGAGCCCUGGCCCAAGCUCCAGCCACCAGCCACCAGCCCAGUGUACCGGGAGAGGCCACCGCUGUGCUACCCGCACACCCACUACCCGCUGCCCCUCCAUAAAGCUGCCCUCCUCUACCACCCCCUGGCUCCCACCAUGGAGGCACAGCCCAGUGCCCUGCCCGGCGCCUACAAAGGCUUUGGCUUUGUGGGAAGUGAGGAGCCCCUUCCCAGCUCUUACCUUAAGCCCCAAGCCCCGAGGAGCUACUUUCCCAGCCCCUUGGACACCUAUGGACCGAGGGCAGCCGGCACCGGUGCGGUGGCAUCACCGCCCACCAAGUCAGCGGCACUGCCGAGGGAUGCUGAGCCGCCACAGCCAGCUGGCUACUUGCCGAGCCCUGGGUUUGCUUUCAGCCCCAGUGAUGCAGCUGUAUUCGGCACCUUCGCUGGCACCGAGCCUGGCUGCAAGCGGCACCAGGAGGAAAGUCCCCGGCGGCAAGUGGCAGCAAGGCACAACAGCGCUUUCCAACCUGUCUGCGCCCCAGAGAAGGUACCCAGGGGCUCUGGUGGGCUCACAGAAACGUUUCCCAAAGGAGAAGAGGGCUGGGUGAAGCCCAGCCAGGGGGAGCAGGAGCCCCCUCACCCAGGCAGGAGAAGGGCCAGCCCAGCCCUGCAGGAGACCCCUCGUGGGGGACCACCGGCUCCCGUCGUGGUAGGGAAGGGAGAUGCCUGCAAGGUCAAGGAUGCACCCAAGGAGCUCAUCCCCCCUUCUCCAUCUGCCUCCCCGCCGGAGGGGCUGAAAAACCCAAAGGAUGGCGAGGUGUCUCCUUCCUCCCCACCCAUGCCAGUGAUCAACAACGUCUUCAGCCUGGCACCUUACCGAGACUACCUGGAGGGGACCAAGGGCUCAUCCCAGCUCCCCUUCUGCAGGGAGCAUCUGCGGGGGGACACCCCACCCCAAAACAAGGGGGACAGCCAGGAGCCUGCCACCCUUGGAGAUACCUCAGUGAUGUCCAGUCUACUGCCUGCGGGGACACCGGCUGGCCAGGCACCGAGGACGGGCAGUGGCGCGGUCCAGAGCCAAGGGGAAAGCUGCUACAGAAGGGUCCCUGAGAAGCCAAAGCUUGUGCCCCAAGACGCAGGGUCUCAGGAGGGCAGCCCUGGUGGGGUGAGGAGUGGGGACCUGGCCCCUGAGGACAUGGUGCUGGACCUCAGCUUGAAGAAGAGACUGGUGAAAGCUGGGGAGACCCAGGGACCCCCCGGCCACGUGGAGGGAACGCUGGAUGGGGAGGGUGCAGAAGAGGAGGAGGGUCCAGGGGGGAAGUUUGGGGUGGGAGAGGGGGCCAAGCCCCAGGCGCUGCCCUUGCUGCUUGAGGUGGGCUCUGGGGACAAGAGCCACUUCCAGAGCUCGGCCACCUUCAUGUUCAAAAAGUACAAGAUCCUGCGCUCCCUCCCGCCCAGGACUGUGCCCCCCCCGCAGGCCAGCAGCCCCCACACCCCCCAGCCCAGCUUGCCACCACCCCCCCCCUCCCGCAGUGUCCCCACACCACCGCCACGGACACCCCCCACCUCCCCACCAGCCAGCAGCCCACCGGCCCCACCAGCCGGCCCCCAACCCAGCAUCUCUGCUCUGAGGGGGGCUCACCCUGACCUGCAGCAGCCCCCGCUGCCCGAAGUCCCCCGUGCACCCGCAGAGGGGAGCUUCUCACUGCCCAGGCAGUGUGAGACCCCUGCCCCACAGAGCUCCGCUGGCCAGUACUUCACAACCCUGCACACGUGGCUCUGCGACGUUAUUUCAUGCUCAGUGUCCAAGUCCUCCCCGGAGCUCCUGCAGGAGUGGUUGAAGGUGGCAGAGCCAGCAGAGCAGUUUGGAGAGAUGCCCAAAUCCCCCCUCAAGCCCAAGAAUGGCUCCAGGAUCCCUGAACCUCAGAAGCCCACCAAAGGCAAGGAGAUCUGGCUGGCUUUCCAGGAUGCGGCCACGCUCCUAACCAACCUGCUCUCUCAGCUGGAGACCUUCAUGUUUGCUCGCAAGUGUCCUUUCCCCCACGUAGUCCGGGCAGGGGCUGUCUUCAUCCCCAUCCAUGUGGUGAAGGAGAAGCUCUUCCCCAAGCUCCCGGGGGCCUCGGUUGACCAGGUGCUGCAGGAGCACAAGGUGGAGCUGCGCCCCACCACGCUCUCAGAGGAGAGGCACUUGAGGGACCUGGAGCUGAAGAGCUGCACCUCGCGCAUGCUGAAGCUCCUGGCACUUAAGCAGCUCCCUGAGAUCUACCCGGACCUGCUGAACCUCCACUGGCACAACUCCAUCCGGCAGCAGCUCGGUUCAAGCUCGCAGGCUGGCCAGCAUCCCUCCAAGUAGCCCUGGCGUGGAGGCACUGAAAGCCGAUGGCAAAGCGAUAGCCCUGGAUAGCACGAAGAAAAAGACACUAAGGAAUGUGUUGAGGGCAACAGCUGGGCUGCCUGCCCAUGAGGACAGGAGCUGCAUUUCCUCUAGUGCAUCACCUUCCAGUGCGUCUCCCACCUCCAUCCACAGCCAGCCAGGCUGCAGGCAGGGAACUGGGAGGGAACAGCUGGAGGUCCAGUGGAGCUGGAGGGCUGGAGCAGCAUCUGUACCCUCAAGAGAAGAAUGGAAAUGGCUACACCAUCAUCCCCAGCCUUGGAGAAAGGCUGGCUACUGUGGGGAUGAUUCAUCGCAUCCCCCCUCUCUCCUCUAAAGUCACCUCUCCUGCUUUAUACACGCCGUUCCCCAGAAAUGUACCUUCCUCCUGGUUUUUAAUCCUCAAAGUGCUACAGACUUACACAAUAUUAAGGGUCAAGGGAUCGCAACUUCUGUAGUUACAGGACUGAAUUGUUGUUGUUUUAAAUGAAGACAUUUUAAAAAUGUUACAUAUUUACCUUUAUAAGGAGCUGCUGCCUUCAGGUUAUGUGGGUGUUUUUUUAAAAAAACGUAGUAAUUUAUACUUGCCUUUUUAUUUAAACACACAGUUUCACCUGUUUACUGUGCUGGACCAAGGCGGUGGGAACGCGCUGGUUGGGUUCAGAGCAUCAGUCCCGAUCGCAGCUGAAAAAGGCUGCAAGAAAGAUUGACAGGCUGGUGAAACCCAAACCACAACAGCUCCCAGCUGCCCCAAAGGAGAACAUGGGAGAUGCGCGUUUAGGGAUGACUUCUGGAUGGAGACGUGGCCACCGGUGCGACCGGAGGGGCAGGAGAGGGGAGGGAUGCUGCGAGACCUCGGAAGGAGGGUCUGUCCCACCCCACGGGCACUGAAGGUGGGUGGGCAUCCCGGGGGGGCCCGGCAGCUGAGGACAGCAGGACUCCCCCUCGCCCGGUCUCGGUGGCGGUGCACAGCAGAGGCCUUACAAACUCAACACUCAGGUGUUUCUCCAGCUGACGCAGGGAUGGAGGAACAAAAUGAGGGUGGUUAUUAUUUUCAAUUUCACUACAGGGAAUAUUUAUUUUAAACUAAGAAAAAAGAAAAAAACAACUCUACCCAAACAGUACCAUAGACUCUUUCUAGCUGAAAGGUGUGUUUGCUGGUCUGGGGAGGCGAUGGCGGCUCUGUGUGUUCUGUGGGUGCCGUUCUGGUUUUCCACUGGGAUGUACUGGCCGUGUGGGGGAUGGGGAAGGGGGAACACUGCUGUUCUCCUUGCUCUCCUUUGCCAUGCCCCAUCCGUGCAUAGCAUUGUAAAGUGAUUCAGAAAGCAGUGUUUGUUAAUAAUAUUGUAAAUUGUUUUUAUAUGUGUGUGUAUAUAUAUAUAUAUAUAUAAAAAAAAUGAGGUUCCAGGGAAGAAAGUUCCUUCACUUUAUUUAAUGUUUUGUAAGAAUAUGAAUUUCAAGAGGUGCCUCACCUGAUUAAAAGGGUUUGGCUUGUUUCCAAACA
This is a messenger RNA of Falco peregrinus (peregrine falcon), 9515 nucleotides long. RefSeq names its product chromosome 1 C15orf39 homolog (gene PRMT2IP). NCBI's taxonomy places the organism in Eukaryota, Metazoa, Chordata, Aves, Falconiformes, Falconidae. The record is from RefSeq and is a predicted model, not a curated record.